AAACGUUUUAAUUGUUCCUAAAAAAAGUAUUAAUAUAUAUUUUUCUGGUGAUAUUAUGUUCCACCACUUUUUCUGUUUUUCUUUUUCUUUGCUGUAUCCGAAGAGUCUACAGCUUUUCUUUCUCUCCCCCAAUCUCUCGUUUUUACCCUAAAAACACUCAGAUGUUCAUUUCCUACAUAAACCCUCUACACUUUCUCUCUCUUCCUUCACUAUUAUCCCCUUCUUCACUCUCUUUCUCUCUCCUUAAAAUCUCUCUGAUACACCAAAGUUUUAAUCUUUAUGGCCGCCAUUGUUGUUCUCUGAUGAAACUCAAUCUGGGUUUUUAAAUAAAGUGUUUCCAUUACAAAUGGCUGAGAUUUAUGACCUUGAAUCUUCUUCACCACUUCUCUGUGAUGAAAGUAAAGAUUUCUGCUUUGAUGAUCUUGAUGAUGGUGUUGAUGUUCUUGUUGGUGGGUCCAUUGAUGACGAUCAUUAUGAUUCUAAAAACCCAGAAAAUCACUCAUUUCUUAAAUCACAGCCGUUGAUUCUUUUUCCUGAACAAAGUGAAGAGAUUUUUGUUUCCAUGGUGGAGAGAGAAAAUGAGUAUUUACCCAAAAAAGAUUACCUUCAAAGAUUGCGAUGUGGGGAAUUAGACUUGGGUGCUCGUGGGGAGGCUUUUGAUUGGAUUUUUAAGGCUCAUUCUUACUAUAGUUUUGGACAAUUGAGUUUCUGCUUAGCUGUGAAUUUUUUGGACCGAUUCUUAUCAUUCAGGGAAUUACCAAGUGAUAAAGCCUGGGCAGUGCAAUUACUUGCUGUGGCCUGUUUAUCAAUUGCAGCCAAAUUAGAUGAGACUAGUGUGCCUCAAUCAGUUGAAUUUCAGGUGGGAGAUCCUAAGUUUGUGUUUGAAGCCAAAACAAUACAAAGAAUGGAGCUUUUAGUGUUGGACACUUUGAAUUGGAAAAUGAGUGCUGUAACACCUUGUUCUUUUUUAGAUUAUUCACUCAAAAAAUUGUGUGAUGCUCAUUAUGAUAACAAUUAUCUCUAUUCCUCCAGUAACGUUGUGAAUAGAUCAAUGCAACUCAUUUCAUGCAUAAUUAGAGGUAUUGACUUCUUGGAAUUUAGACCAUCAGAAAUUGCUGCAGCAGUAGCUAUGUCUGUUACAGCUGAAAUCCAAGCUGUGGAUAUUGACAAGGCAUGUUCUUGUUUCAUUCAUUUGGAGAAGGGUAGGGUUUUGAAGUGUGUGGAAAUGAUCAAGGAAAUAUCAGUGAUAAACAGAAGUGGGAGUAGUAUGGGGGUACCUCAGAGUCCAAUUGGGGUAUUGGAAGUAGGAUGUCUUAGUUAUAAAAGUGAUGAAUUAACAACAGUUGUUGUUGGGUCAUGUGCAAAUUCCUCUCAAACUAGUACUACUACUACUACUAUUACUACAAGAUCUGGAACUAAAAGGAAAAAACUAGAGACAACAUCAUCUGGGUUGGACUCCUAAUCAAUAAUCAUCAAUCAUAUGAUAUGAGAAUUGAGAGAGUGUUUUGAAGAUUUUUUUUGCAUUUAUGACAAAUUUUUUUGUUUAUGCAUCAUCAGUUUUGGUUGAAUGGGAGCUUUGGUGUGGUCCUCUAGAGGUGUGGCCCCCAAAAUAAAACUCAGAUACAAAUGCCCUUCUACAAUCCACACACAUAAAAUGAGAAACAGAGUAGAGAGAGAAAGAUACAGAGUAGAGAGAGAAAGAGAUGAGGUCUUAAUGAGGUGAAUUGGAGUUGGAACAGAACAGAGAAAUGAAGGGGUUUCAUGCAAGAGACAUGAUGAUGAUGAUGAUAUGGGUGUUAAUAAUUAUUACUACUACUACUACAAGUCUACAACAAACAAAUGCAUUUACAACUAGCUGUUUUGGAAGAAAGGGAUGUGGUGAUUAUGAUCAUUUUAAUGGCUACACAAAUUUUAUAUUUUUGGAAAUACAAGAUGUUAUGUUAUGUUUGUGGUAGAGAUCUCACUAUGAGGGAUGAUGGGGAAGGUGGAAGAAGAUUUUGAGAUGGGAUUUCUUUUAAAAAUCUUUUAUUACCUUUAUUUUGGGGGUUUAUGAGGGCAUGCUUUCAAGAUAAAGCAUAGUUGAUAUCAAUUAGUAUCUUUUGGAAAGAAGUAGAAAGAAAGACAAAAACAAUGAACCAAGAGUGGAAGUGCCUUUGUAUUGGUAUAUAAUCAUAGUCAAUAGCUCUAAAAAUAUUGAUAGAGUUAGUAGUCAUUGUUGUUAAAAUUUUAGAUUAUCCUUUUCAAAUUUUCUCCAUUUCUUCCUAUCAUUUCACUCUUUAAUGGUGAGCCCUAGUCAAAUGUAAUGAUGUAUAAGUAUACUCCAAGUUUUUUCCCCUUUCAUUAAAUGGGGUGGAGCGGACAUUGGAUCAAUUUUAAGUGCAUUAUUCAUUA
Messenger RNA from Beta vulgaris subsp. vulgaris (sugar beet), 2391 nucleotides. RefSeq names its product cyclin-D4-1. Gene Ontology annotation, biological process: mitotic cell cycle phase transition; regulation of cyclin-dependent protein serine/threonine kinase activity. The transcript has 6 exons. Gene Ontology annotation, cellular component: cytoplasm; cyclin-dependent protein kinase holoenzyme complex; nucleus. The record is from RefSeq and is a predicted model, not a curated record. Bases 347 to 1462 code for a protein of 371 amino acids. Lineage: Eukaryota; Viridiplantae; Streptophyta; Magnoliopsida; Caryophyllales; Amaranthaceae. Gene Ontology annotation, molecular function: cyclin-dependent protein serine/threonine kinase regulator activity.